UUUAUGUUUACAGAUGCGUUUUUGGGUUUGCAAUUUGUAAUUAAAUUUGUAAUCUUGUAAUAGGUAUUUUUGUAUGGAACAUGUAGUCUGCAAUAUUAUUGUGAGUUGUAGUAUUUUACAAUAUUUAAAUGAUGGAACCGUGCUGUAGGCUGUGUGGCUACAAUUCCGCAGAUCUGGUAAAUGUUUACACAGACCAGGGCGAAACUACUGAAUACGUAAAAAAGAUAAACCGAUACCUCUACCUCUUGGUAACUCCUGACGAUGACCUGCCGAAAGCGAUCUGCUGGAUGUGUUCGCAACAACUGGAUUCAUUUCAUAAGUUUCAUGAGAAAAUCAACGAAAUUCAGCAGCGAUUGCUAAAGGACCGCUAUCUUGAAUACGUUAUUGAGCUAGAUCAGAAAUACACAGGAAAUGAAAUCGAAAUCGAGGAGCACAGCGUGGAGGAAGUGCAGAAAGAAUCGGAGGAAGCUCGACAGCAUGAAGCGGAUACAGCCGAAGAAUACUCAACUAUUCAGCUAAUACCGUCUCACGAUGAUUCAUUUCUGGUAGUGAAAACAGAAUCAAUUUCUUCAAUGAUCACGAACAAUCAAACGAGUCAGGAAAAUACGCAGGAGAAAUCUAAACAAUCCGCUUCUGUAGUGGAGGUGUUCGAAAUUCGAAGAAGUACACGCAAGAGAAGCUCAAUUGUACGCACAAAUGCAGACAAUGAGGAGAGCAGUGAAAGUGAAGAGAGUGAGGAUGAAAUUCAGCUAAAACAAAAAACACAUCUACGAAAAUAUGCCGCGGUUUGUCGAAAUGCCCCAGAGCAACCCAAAUUUUUGCUCAACAGAACCUCGAACAUAUCUGUGGUAUCUACUCGAACAAGCCCUAGAAAUGCAGCUAAAAACAAUAAACAGCAACAACCGGAAGAAGGCAGUCAACGUGCUUUGGUAAGGCCAGUUCGUGACUGUGGAGCAAUUGAGGAAGAUGGUAGCGAUAUCGAAUUACCUGCUCGCGACUCUGAUAACGAAGAAUGGCCGGCGGCGGAAACAAUGGAAAAGUUUCCUUCUACAAUAAUCAAGGACGGUUUGUUGACAGUGAAAGGCAAAGAGCUUAUGCAGAUGAUCAAUAGCUUCUACAAUCUACAGUGCGAUUUGUGUAAAGAUUCAUCAACGCGGUUCAAAACACUACCAGGACUAUUCACUCAUCAUAAAACAAUUCACAAACACGAUGGAUAUGUCGUUUGCUGUCAGAUGAAAAUGUGGCGCUAUCCAGCGGUAAUUAUGCAUAUGGCACGCCACAUUCAACCAGAAGCUUUCAAGUGUGAUAUUUGCGGAUAUAUGGUAACAAGACCAAGAUUCCUUGCAGCUCACAGACAAACCCAUUUACCUGAAGAUCAAAAACCAUACGCUUGUGAGCACUGUCCGAAAAGAUUCUGUUGGAAACGAGCUCUUCAGGUACAUCUUAAUCUACACAAGGCACCAGGAGAAAGGGCGAUUUACAUGUGUACCACAUGUGAUAAAACGUAUGAUACACCUGGAGGAUUGUCAGCGCACAAGAAAAAUGUCCAUGCCAAAACUAAGACACCAAAGGCGCCCCACGUUUGCGAAAUUUGUGCGAACAAAUUUGCUACCCACUCAGGGCUGAAGGAGCAUAUGGUCACUAUCCACCAACCACGCGAGAAAGGCCAACUGCAAUGCCCCGAAUGUUUCAAAUGGCUGAUGAACAGUCGAUGCCUUAGGGUGCACAUGCAAUUGCAUUCCAAGGACGAUAUAGCUUGUGAUCAGUGUAACUACAAGACGAAGAAAGAAUCGCUCUUAAGGCGACAUAAAAUUACACAUCACCAAGAAGAAAGGCCCUUUAACUGUGACAAAUGCAGUAGUACAUUUAAACAUAAGCGAGCAUUAACCGUUCACGUUGGACUUAAGCACGGUCAAGAGAAAACCAGUUACAAAUGCAACUUCUGCGAUCGAACAUUUGCAAGCUCUACCAAUUUCUACACCCAUCGAAAAAACAAACACCCAGAGGAGCUAGCUGCUAUGAAAGAACAACAUGAACAGGAAAGAAAAUUACAAAGAAUAAAGGCCGGCAUUGAACCGGAUGACAUUCCAUCUGCUCAAGAAUCAACGAUUUCGACUGCUUCGGAUGGGACGCACAUCAUAACCAUCAAGAGCAGGAGAAAUGGACUUCAGAACCAAGUGGAUACAGUGACGGUGUUAGAUGUGGUAGAAUUCUCCGAAAAUGAAGAAAACAUGUUCGACGCAUAGGCAUUUUUAAAAACAAUUUUUAACAUCCCAUCACUUAUCUUGAUACAAAAACAUGUGUAUCACAUAUCGCAUACAAAUUAAAUUGGUAAUAUAAAGUUCAGCUAAAACGGAGGAAACCACAUCUACGAAAAUAUGCCGAGAUUUUUUCGAAAUGCUCCAGAGCAAGACAAAUUUCUGCUCAACCGAUUUGUGAUAACUAGGACAAGCCCUAGAAAUGCAGCUAAAAAGGCAAAUCGCAACAAACGGAAGAAUGCAGUCAACAUGUUUCGAUAAGGCCAAUUCGUGACUGCAGCAGUUAAAGUUGUUCUGGGGUAUAUACGUUUUACGAAUUUUAUGGCUAUCAUACAUAAACCAGUACUGUGACUGUUAUGACUAGUUUAUUAUUAUUGAAUUAAUUUUUCUUUCAUACCAUGCCGGCAUGUUCGUAUUAAAAUA
Messenger RNA from Topomyia yanbarensis, 2681 nucleotides. RefSeq names its product zinc finger protein 62-like. Lineage: Eukaryota; Metazoa; Arthropoda; Insecta; Diptera; Culicidae. The transcript has 5 exons. Gene Ontology annotation, molecular function: zinc ion binding; chromatin insulator sequence binding. The record is from RefSeq and is a predicted model, not a curated record. Gene Ontology annotation, biological process: regulation of transcription by RNA polymerase II. Bases 129 to 2246 code for a protein of 705 amino acids. Gene Ontology annotation, cellular component: chromosome; nucleus.